This is a messenger RNA of Mollisia scopiformis, 1071 nucleotides long. RefSeq lists its product as uncharacterized. The transcript has 4 exons. Bases 1 to 969 code for a protein of 322 amino acids. The record is from RefSeq and is a predicted model, not a curated record. Lineage: Eukaryota; Fungi; Ascomycota; Leotiomycetes; Helotiales; Mollisiaceae.
AUGCUCGUACAAUUCCCUGCUCUUGCCGUGGUCUUUGCCAUUCAGGCACUUGGCUUAGCUCUACCCAACAUUGGAGAAAGAUUGCCAGCCGCCCUCAAUCUCGAGAGGAGGCUCAGCUCCAAGAAACGCCCAGGCUAUCCCGUCAACCAACCACGGAGUACACCCAAUACAUGUAAUAAGCUAGACGCCUUAUACUUGAUCUUCGUCGCACCAGUGUACAGCGCCAAAGCGAGCUCUUUCUGCAGCCCUUAUAUCCACCACUCAACGACUCUUCACGCAACCGUCACUCCUACCGUCACAGUUUCUACCACUCUGACUUCGACUGAUGCAACCAUCACAUCCGUGAUCACAGACUCCGUCACCGCAACACAAACAACUCAGACCACAACAACCUUCACCGAACCAAACCAGAAGAAACGAGCAGCCACAACAACAUCUUUCGGAGCGUUGGUAUCUGCAUUUGCAGCCUCAGAAAUCAGCAGCGUGUGCUCUUGUCUGUUCACUGCAACUACCAGCUCUACGACUGCAACCAGCACAGCGCCUGCUACCACACUUUCGAAGACAUCCACAGACCUAGUUACAGCAUCCACAAGUGUGACGACUUUCGUCACCACCACAACCACCACAACCAUCCCAGUCGAGACAGACUUCACCACUCCAACCUACUGCUCAUCAAGCAGCCUCAACGGCGGCGGCACAUACGGUGCCAUCUACAUCCCACAAUGCGGCGAAUCUUACGCUGGCCUCACAUACAGCAACGGCGAGUCCAGCUAUUACGACACGUUUCCGACCUAUACCGCUUGUCUCCAGCAAUGCGAUAACGACGAUAAUUGUCUUUAUUAUUCGUUCUUCGAAACUGAGACCACUGAUAAUUGUUUGUUGAUCGAUUCGCCGAAUAUUAAUAAUCGGUAUUUGACGCCGAAUCCGGAUCCGAGUGUUAAUAGUGGUUAUUAUGAGAUGCCGGGUUGAUGAGUUGAGUUGGGGAGAGUGAUGGGGUGGUUUGAGACAGGUCUGGGUUUAGGCAACUCUAGUAAUCUGAGAAGCUGUUAGAUAAUAAAUACAUUUUGCAAC